Messenger RNA from Corylus avellana, 1081 nucleotides. RefSeq names its product myb domain protein 82 (gene MYB82). NCBI's taxonomy places the organism in Eukaryota, Viridiplantae, Streptophyta, Magnoliopsida, Fagales, Betulaceae. The record is from RefSeq and is a predicted model, not a curated record.
CCAAUAUUCACACCAUUUUUCCUAUAUAACCCUUUCACACUGACUCACUCUUUUUUACAGCACAACCAAAUUAAGCCAAGUGAAAUAGUGAGAGAGAGAGAGAGAGCGAGAGAGUCAUGGAAGUUAAAAGAGUGAGAACACAGCAGCCAAAGAAGAAUUUGUGGAAGCCAGAGGAGGAUUUGAUUUUGAAAAAUUAUGUGGAAGCUCAUGGUGAAGGCAACUGGGCUACUGUCUCUGAGAGAUCAGGUUUGAAGAGGGGUGGGAAGAGUUGCAGGCUUAGAUGGAAGAAUUACCUGAGACCUAACAUUAAACGUGGGGAGAUGUCAAAAGAGGAAGAAGACCUAAUCAUUCGAAUGCAUAAGCUUCUUGGAAACAGGUGGUCAUUGAUUGCUGGUCGGCUUCCUGGUCGAACGGACAAUGAAGUGAAGAACUACUGGAAUACCCAUUUGAACAAGAAAUGCCUUUUAGGCAAAAGAAAAGCCAUGGACUCAAGCCACCACCAUCACGAGGAAAAGGAGGGGAACAUUAAGAAGAAGAAAAAAUUGUGUCAGGCUGAGGCGAAUGGAAGCCCAAAUAUGACAAUCAGCCCCACAAAACAAUGUUUGGAUGGGAGGAAAGUAGAUGAGAAAGAGAAGGAGAGCACAACUUCAAACCCUUGGAAGGAUGAGAGAAACAGCUUCAACUGCAGCAGUAUCGACUUGGAGUACCCAAUAAUGGGAGGAAACAAUAAUGCAGCUUUGGUGUUUGAUGAUGAGCCUCUGAUAGCUUACUUGGAUUCUUUUGUCCUGUUUGAAGCAUUUGGAUGGGAAGGAGAGGAGGCGUAUGCAGAGAUGCAAUCGGUGAUAGAGACUAGAGUGAGUAGUGCAGACAGGACCCACGUAACAAAAGAGAAUCUCCAUACUUUGUGGUAGUACUAGUAGUAGUGAGUGCCAGGAGUUGUAGCACUACAACUACAAUAGUCGCUGUGCCAUGUGCUUUUCCCUGCACUACAGGUACUGUUGAAGGUGCACUAGUACUACUGGCAGUAUCACAUAUUGUAUGCAUGUUAAUUGUAAUGCCCCAAAUAUAUGUUCUUUUCAAA